GAGUUCAGCUCACUGAACCUUUAUUCGGUAUCUGCUUCGGUUCAGAUUUUUAAAUUGGCCCCCAGCCGUCGCUCUGUGUAACCUGACACUGAACGGGGCAGGGCUGGUUUUUCAUUCGACCCACCUAUGUCAUAGGUUGGUGUCGACUACAUUUCUCUCUCGGGUGGGGCAGGUAUUCUUAUCUAGCAGCCGUACUUUCACCGUCGGAUUCCUCGCUCCGCGCAAAGACGCACAGGACACAAGCACACCCUGCUCGGACGGACUCCCUUUCACCCAGGUUGUUGAGUGUUUUUUUCUUGCCCUUCUCCAUACACAUUCCGAUCCAAGAUGUUCCGCUGUGGGAUCGAUUACAGACGGUGUAAGUGUAUCAUGCCCCUGCUGGUGCUGUUCGCCAUCAUUUUUGACAUAAUUGCCAUCGCGGCCCAGUCCGGAUGGGUCGAGGACGAGAACCAAGAGUCUCACUAUGCCAGCAUGUGGCAAGAGUGCCGAUCCAGGAAUAAAAAAUGGGAGUGCAAGUCCCUUAUGGAUUACGGUUGGGCACAGGGUGUGGCAGCUCUGAUGAUUAUCGGCCUCCUCAUCCUGAUCGUUGCCUUCAUCAUUUCCAUCGUUGCCAUGUGUAACCCUGGCAAUUGCUCUUUUCAGAGCGUUGCAAUAGUGCUAUUUAUUGUUGCAAUCAUCCAGAUCAUUGCUCUGAUCAUCUACCCCGUCAAUUUCAACGAGAAUAUCUUCGAGGGCCAGUAUAACUACACUUGGGCCUACGGGUUCGGAUGGGGCGCCACCAUCAUCUGCUUGGGCUGCAGCUUCAUCUUCUGCUGUCUGACUAGAUACAUAGAUUACAUAGAUGGUAGUGAGAAGAUCAAGUACAUCUAUGAAAAGUAAAUCUUCCUACCUGUCCAGCUACAGUAGUUUCCACCCCUCUCACUGUCAACUGGGUCUCUUAUAUAUCAAUGCUGAGAAAUCUUAGUCUUGUUGAAGACUUCCCUACAAACCUAGAGGGAAGCGGACUGUGUCUGGUUCCAGCUUUAACACGUACAGAUCUUGAUUUUAGAUUCGGUCAGCAUCUCUAGACUCUUUUUUUUUUAUUUUUAUAAAGCUACACAUUUUCCAUAUUUCUUCAGCAUUUUGUAAACUAAUUCUUAAAGCAAUAACGCCCAAGUGCAAUUACCUUAAAGGGCUACUUUUGUGUAAGCCACAAGCAAUCCAGAUUUGGGAUUUUUGCACCAGAUGCACAAAUGUUUAUCAGUUCACAUUGUCCCAUGUAAUACAUUUGGUAUUUAUCAUAUCUCUAAAGCCUACCAGAAGAAGGAAGAUGCUGAAUGUAAUCUGUACAAGCAGAAAUGCAACUGUUGGUUAAAAAAAGUGUCUUUUUUAAUGAAUUUUCACAUCUGCUGUUGGUCUUAUUGUUUGUUUUUAUGUGUUUAUGGAGUAUCGACGGGAGAUAUGUUGGUUGAUGUUAUAAUAGAAUUAGAGAUGCUCUGAUACUCAGAUGCUUGGUUAAACGUCCACUGAAAUGUUCCACAGUUUUCCUUGAUUUUUAUAGUUACAAAAAAAUGUUUAUUGUAGCAAUAUGAUCUUUUUGAAAACUAUGAGAAUAAACUAAAUAUUGAAAAAUAUCGUAACACCCUAAAUCAUAUUAAAAGGUUCAAACUGCCAUGUUUAAUUAUUAUGUCAAUACUGGUUAAAAGGGAGCAAUAUACAUUUAGUUUAUUUUGUUUUAAUGUUAUAUAUUCUCUUUUGAUCAUAUUUUUACUCUUUCUGGACUUUUAAAACUGCUGGUUUGGUGAUAAAACGUAGACCAAAGUUUCCAACACUAUGACUCACUGUGUGAAAAGAAGUUGUGCCUUGGCUUUUUUUUCUCUGCGGUUAAUCCUUGAACUUUUCAUCCUACUGGCAUGACCGGUUAUAGUCACGCAGUGUGCCUAAUGUCAAGACCAAUGUCCUGCCCAGGCAUGAUCAAGUGACUUUUAUAGGCUUAUAUUUAAAAGUUCUGAAUAACAUUUCUGUUGGGUAAGUCAGUAAUUCAGCUGUUACUUUGCCCAACUAACCCGGAGCUAUUAAAAAACAUGGAUUUUAUAAUUUGGUAGAAGUUUUAACUCUCACAUUUCUGUGUUUAACGCAGGCUUUUCACUGUAAAUCAUCAGUGCUUUACUGUACUAAAGACAAAUGUAACGUUUUUUCUGCUGUUCUUUCAGGUUUUUUUUUUUUGGUAGACUGUGUAUUUUUUUUAAAAUAAAGCGUUUUUAUGUAAAGGAA
Molecule: messenger RNA, 2253 nt
Organism: Girardinichthys multiradiatus
Lineage: Eukaryota; Metazoa; Chordata; Actinopteri; Cyprinodontiformes; Goodeidae
Gene: perp
Product: p53 apoptosis effector related to pmp22
Exons: 3
Coding region: 328-879 (183 amino acids)
Biological process (GO): cell-cell adhesion
Cellular component (GO): cell-cell junction; membrane
Source: RefSeq, a predicted model, not a curated record